Molecule: messenger RNA, 1215 nt
Organism: Aspergillus calidoustus
Lineage: Eukaryota; Fungi; Ascomycota; Eurotiomycetes; Eurotiales; Aspergillaceae
Source: the annotation of a GenBank genome assembly
AUGCAAUCCAUAAACAUGAGGGCCCUCAUGGCCCUUGUGCCGCUCCUCGGCGCCUCAACGGUAACCGCCCUGCCGCAGGCCAGCACGACCGCAGCAACACCCACGAGCUCCGGGCCUGCCGUGACGGCGUCUGGAAACCCGUUCGAGGGUUACCAGCUCUACGCGAACCCGUACUACAGCUCCGAGGUUAUGUCGCUGGCCGUGCCCUCCAUGACGGGUUCGCUGGCGGAGCAGGCGACGCAUGCGGCUGAGAUUCCGUCGUUCCAUUGGAUGGAUACAACCGCCAAGGUCCCAUCGAUGGGUGAGUAUCUGGCUGAUAUCAAAGCGCAGAACGACGCUGGGGCACAGCCGCCCAUUGCCGGAAUUUUCGUCGUCUAUAACCUUCCCGACCGUGACUGCGCGGCGCUGGCUAGUAACGGGGAGCUGGCGAUUGCGGAUGGUGGUGUUGAAAAGUACAAGGCGUAUAUUGAUUCCAUCCGGGAGCAUGUUCUGACAUACGCGGAUACAAACAUUAUCCUCGUCAUUGAACCGGAUAGCUUGGCCAACCUGGUAACGAACCUGGGUGUCGCGAAGUGUGCGAAUGCCCAGGGUGCGUACCUCGAGUGUACAAACUAUGCAAUCACGCAGCUGGAUCUCCCCAAUGUCUCCAUGUAUCUUGAUGCCGGCCACGCCGGAUGGCUGGGUUGGCCUGCCAACAUUGGCCCAGCAGCCGAGCUCUACGCGAGCGUAUACACGAACGCCUCGUCCCCGGCAUCGUUGCGCGGUCUGGCCACAAACGUCGCCAACUACAACGCCUUUAGCAUUGAUACCUGCCCGUCGUACACAUCUGAGAACGCGGUCUGCGACGAGCAGGGCUACAUCAACAGCUUCGCCCCGCAGCUCGCCGCGGCCGGAUUUGAUGCCCACUUCAUCGUUGACACUGGCCGCAACGGCAAGCAGCCGACGGGCCAGAAUGAAUGGGGUGACUGGUGCAACUCCAAGGGCACUGGUUUCGGCGUCCGCCCGACAACCGACACGGGUAACGAACUGGUUGAUGCGUUUGUCUGGGUCAAGCCUGGUGGUGAGAGUGAUGGCACUUCUGACCAGUCUGCUGAGCGCUAUGAUGCGCACUGUGGUGUCGAUGCUGCUCUUCAGCCGGCUCCUGAGGCUGGUACCUGGUUCCAGGCAUACUUCGAGCAGCUUGUGGCGAACGCCAACCCUCCCCUUGGGAGCUAG